Oldenlandia corymbosa var. corymbosa is the source of this 1665-nucleotide messenger RNA. The record is from the annotation of a GenBank genome assembly. Lineage: Eukaryota; Viridiplantae; Streptophyta; Magnoliopsida; Gentianales; Rubiaceae.
AUGAUGAAUACUGCGGGAAGCAGCAAUAUGAUGACUUCGUCAUCGGCAACCGGAACCGGGAAUAGCUCCCAAGCGCCGGGGUUGAAGACGUAUUUCAAGACUCCAGAAGGCAGAUAUAAGCUUCAAUACGAGAAGACUCAUCCUGCUGGCCUUCUCCAUUAUGCCCAUGGCAAGACUGUUACUCAGGUAACUUUAGCUCAUCUCAAGGAUAAGCCCACCCAAGCAACAUCACAAACUUCAUCAAGUCUCGGGGUUAGCAGUGGUGUUAGAUCAGCAGCAGCACGGCUCUUGGGUGGUGGAAACGGAAGUAGGGCGCUUAGUUUUGUUGGAGGAAAUGGAGGAAGUAAGAUGGUGAGUGGUAAUAGCAGCAGCACUAGUAGUAGAAUUGGAGCAAUUGGACCUUCAAGUUCGAGUAGUGUAUUAUCUAAUUCAAAUUUUGACGGCAAAGGCACUUACUUGGUAUUUAAUGUUGGUGAUGCCAUCUUCAUAAGUGACUUAAAUUCUCCGGAUAAGGAUCCCAUAAAGUCGAUUCAUUUCAGUAAUUCAAAUCCUGCAUGCCAUGCAUUUGAUCCAGAUGCAAAGGAUGGUCAUGAUUUACUGAUAGGCCUGAAUUCUGGGGAUGUGUAUUCGGUGUCUCUUCGACAACAGCUACAAGAUGUUGGGAAGAAGCUUGUGGGUGCACAGCAUUAUAAUAAAGAUGGAGCUGUCAACAAUACUCGAUGUGCAAGCAUCGCUUGGGUUCCAAAUGGUGAUGGCACAUUUGUUGUUGCUCAUGCCGAUGGAAGUUUGUAUGUAUACGAAAAGAGCAAAGAUGGUUCUGGGGAUCCAUCAUUCCCUAUUAUUAAAGAUCAAACCCAGUUUUCAGUAGCGCAUGCACGUUACAGUAAGAAUCCCAUUGCCAGAUGGCAUAUUUGUCAAGGUGCAGUUAAUAGCAUUGCCUUUUCUGCUGAUGGAGCAUACAUUGCAACCGUUGGGAGGGAUGGCUAUUUACGAGUAUUUGACUACAAAAACGAGCAACUUAUAUGUGGUGGGAAAAGCUAUUAUGGUGCUCUGUUGUGUUGUGCUUGGAGCAUGGAUGGGAAAUACAUAUUGACCGGAGGCGAGGAUGAUUUGGUUCAAGUUUGGAGCAUGGAUGAUCGAAGAGUUGUUGCAUGGGGUGAGGGACACAACUCAUGGGUGAGUGGAGUAUCAUUUGAUUCGUAUUGGACAGCACCGAGUUCAGAUGGCACAGGAGAAAGUACUGUUUAUCGAUUUGGUUCUGUUGGUCAGGACACACAAUUGCUACUAUGGGAUCUCGAGAUGGAUGAAAUUGUUGUGCCGGUGCGCCGGCCUUCUGGUGGAUCCCCUACAUUUAGUACAGGAAGUCAGUCGUCUCAUUGGGACAGUGCUUGUCCUGUUGGUAUGUUGCAACCUGCUCCAAGCAUGAGAGAUGUCCCCAAGUUAUCCCCACUGGUUGCUCAUCGUGUCCACACUGAACCUCUAUCAGGCUUGAUAUUCACGCAUGAAUCUGUCCUUACUGUGUGUAGGGAGGGUCAUAUAAAGAUCUGGAUGAGACCAGGCUUUACCGAAGGCCAGUCUAGCAACUCUGAAUCAUUAUUGAGUACCAGUGCGAAGGAGAAACAGUCGCUCUCUGGGAAGGCUGUGAAUUCAAGUUACAAGCAAUGA